AGGAUGGCCUACCACUAUUCACAGCCUCUCUCCCUACUUGUCUCCCUUUUAGAUAUUGCCUUAUGGGAGCCCUCUUCUGGAGGAGGUAUUGCCAUCUACUGGGGCCAAAAUGGCAAUGAAGGCACCUUGGCCGAAACUUGUGCCUCGGGAAAUUAUCAAUACGUGAACAUAGCUUUCUUGUCUACUUUUGGGAAUGGCCAAACUCCUAUGUUGAACCUAGCAGGCCAUUGUGAUCCUACAUCUUAUGGUUGUACUGGUUUAAGCAUUGAUAUUACAGCUUGCCAAAGUCGGGGCAUCAAAGUCCUACUGUCCCUUGGAGGAGAUGUAGGCAGCUACUCUCUUUCAUCGGCUGAUGAUGCAAACCAAGUCGCUGAUUAUCUUUGGAACAACUUCCUUGGUGGGACGUCCGAUUCACGUCCACUAGGAGAUGCCAUUUUGGAUGGUAUUGAUUUUGAUAUUGAGAGCGGUUCAGGCCAAUACUGGGAUGAUCUUGCCAAGGCCCUUAGUGAGUUUAGCCAAGAAAGUAAUAAGGUAUACUUGUCGGCAGCUCCUCAGUGUCCAUUCCCUGAUUAUUAUCUAGACAAGGCAAUUCACACUGGCCUAUUCGAUUACUUGUGGGUUCAAUUCUAUAACAAUCCUCCAUGUCAAUAUAACGGUGAUGAUGUUGACAAUCUCUUGAGGGCAUGGAAUGAAUGGAUAACUGUCCCAGCGGGCCACGUGUUUAUGGGACUUCCCGCAGCAGUGGGGGCAGCCCCUAGUGGUGGAUACAUACCGUCCAAUGUGCUUAUUGAUCAGGUUCUUCCAGUUAUCAAGAGUUCCCCCAAGUAUGGAGGAGUGAUGCUCUGGAACAAGUUCUACGAUAAUGGAUAUAGUUCAGCUAUAAAGGAUGCAGUGUGAUUAAGUUAUUAAUUAGCCAAUAAGACAUGAUCAUAUGUCCUACUUAAAUCAUAUGCAUAUAGAAUUAUCUAAUAAUGAAAUGGAUUAAUAAAAUAUAAAUAAUCCAUUAUAUCUUCC
Manihot esculenta (cassava) is the source of this 1014-nucleotide messenger RNA. Its product is annotated as acidic endochitinase. NCBI's taxonomy places the organism in Eukaryota, Viridiplantae, Streptophyta, Magnoliopsida, Malpighiales, Euphorbiaceae. The transcript has a single exon. Gene Ontology annotation, cellular component: extracellular region. Bases 4 to 897 code for a protein of 297 amino acids. Gene Ontology annotation, biological process: carbohydrate metabolic process. The record is from RefSeq and is a predicted model, not a curated record. Gene Ontology annotation, molecular function: chitinase activity.